GUACAAUACAUUAGUGUAUUAAUAAUCGCACAGUCAUUGUGUGUAAUGUAUUGAAAGACUAUACGAAACAAUACAUUCAAUUCAAUCAAUCAGUCAAUCGGUUUGAUUGUCUCCCGAAAAACAAAUCAAUUUUUUGUGACCACUUUUUUUUGGUGACCACCAAUCCCAAUGUCUUUGCCAACAAAACAGCAACGUUUGGUCAGCGCCGAUGACGGCGGUUGCAGCGAUGAUCAGCUACUGAGGCCACCGCAAGCCGACAACAAUAUCUUAUUGAACGGGUUUCGGUCGAUUCGUCAACAAGUGACUGGCAGACAUCCGCUCGAAGCGCUGGACAAGACAUACGAUCGCCGUACGGAUGGCCAUAGUUUUCAACUAUUAAAAUCGAUUCAAGGUAUUCACGCACCGUUGCGGCUGAUUCACGAACGUCGGGCGGCCGGUCAGAUCAAUCGUCUACCAGGAUUACAAUCGUCCAAUUUGAUGCUCGACGUACUGACCGGUCGGGACGAGACUAUUAGUCCCGAAGAUUUUCUAAACGAUGUCAGUCAAUAUCAGGAAGUGAUGGCACCGACACAUCUGCUCUGCGAAAGACAAUUCAAUAUAUAGUGUGUUUUGAAUGAAUGAAUGGAUGAGUGGUUUGUGGUAAUGAUGAUUAUGAAGAAGAUGAAGAAGUUAUGAUUCAUUUAUUAUUAUUAUUGAAUAUCUAUUUAUAUAUCUUUUUCUAUAUAUAUAUAUAUGUGUAUUGUUUGAUGGCUUCUUAAAAAAAUACCAUAAUUUUGAUUAAAAAAAAUUAAUUGAUUUGUUUUUUGUGGACACAUUAUUACGGUAUUAUUAUUAUUAUUAUAUUAGU
Oppia nitens is the source of this 847-nucleotide messenger RNA. RefSeq names its product proteasome maturation protein-like (gene Pomp). Bases 169 to 603 code for a protein of 144 amino acids. The transcript has 3 exons. Gene Ontology annotation, biological process: proteasome assembly. Lineage: Eukaryota; Metazoa; Arthropoda; Arachnida; Sarcoptiformes; Oppiidae. The record is from RefSeq and is a predicted model, not a curated record. Gene Ontology annotation, cellular component: cytoplasm; nucleus.